UCGGUAACAUGGUGGCCAGUGCGCUUUUAGUUUAUUUUGUGAAUAUAUAUUUUAGUAGAAGCCGUUAAGAUCUUGCAUUUUAGAGGGAAAUGUUUUAUAGCAAUGUCUUUUAUCGUAGACGAAGAUCACAAAAAAGCCUCCGCUGCUGGAGCUGUCCCGCAACUGCUGGAAGAAUCCUCAGCCAAACCUUAUUGGACGGAACUUCCUGACAAUCUCCUUUUAGACAUCUUUUCUUUCCUUUCUCCUAAAGAAGCUUUAAAUGCAGGUCAAGUGUGCCGCAACUGGUAUCGGCUGUCCAAGGACGAGAUGCUUUGGAAAUCACUGCUCCAAGAAACUUUAUAUCCGGACCGUACCAAGAAGAUCAAACUGAAACUUCCUAAAUCGGCGUCCUCUUGGUUCAAGGAAUUUCAAAGGAUCCACUACAAAACACCUUUAGUGGAAAGCCAGAUACUCGAAGAACACACUGAUGAAGUCCUUCAUGUAACUUUUUCUCACAAUGGUCAGUUGUUAGCUUCAAGUUCAAAAGACUGUAGUGUAAUUCUGUGGCGCGUUUCUAGUUGUACAUGUGUCAGUAUGGCGCAGAAGAUUAACUUCCAGGAGCGUAAUUGGGAGUAUGUUCAGUUCUGCGAGUUCAAUGCAAGCGAUACAUUACUUCUUGUAUCUGGAGUCAACAAGUUACGGCGUUUAAGCUAUACAGGGGAGAUUUUUAUUUGUGAAGUACACAACUUUUCAGUGAUCGCCUUAGUGCAUGGUAUAAACAAUGAACCAUAUGAUGUGUUUGGAACAUGGCUGUCUGAAAGGUGUUACAUCUCAGGGACAUUUGAAUUUAUGGAACCUGAAAAUGAUGGGUCGUCAGUUUCUGAGCUUUGGGCAAAUUAUGUGGAUGCAUCAACUGAAAAUCAAACAAACCUUGCUCAAAUUCUCAAUCACAAUUCAAGCUCUGUUAGGACUGUUCUAGUGGCUCGGCCAAAUGCUAAUGCUUUACCACACUCGUAUACUUCUGCAACAAUGAAGAAAGAAGAGGAUAUCUGCCUAAUAUUCACGCAUGGUACUGUGACCUAUGUUCCUCAUCAGAUAGUUUUCAAGUGGGUAAAAUUACCAGAGGGCAUUAGAAGUAACUUUGAGCAAAAUACAGGAGUUUCUUCUGAGGGAUAUGAACUUUUUACCAGGAAAGACCACUGCAUUGAAACAAAUGCACAUAUAAUCGGGAUGAGCUUAUCACCAGACCAGCAGUAUUUGUAUGUGAAUUGUCGCAUGUGGGAGCAGCCAGCUGGCAUUGCUGUUGAUGAAUCAGCCCAAUUUCCUCCAGAGAUUUCUAAAGAUAUCACCUUGCAGGUUUACAGCUUAUCCACAUAUAAACUUGUUGAUGUCCACAGUGGCCAUAAAGCAUACACUGCAAAUAAUGGCUGUUUCUUCAUUUUUCUGAAUGUUGCGGACCAGCUGGUUGCAAGUGGAGCAGAGGAUCAUUGUGCUCAUGUGUGGGACAGACACUUUGGAGCCAAGCUGGCCACUCUGGAGGGACAUAACAAUGUAGUGAACUGUGUUGCAUUUAACCCAGUUAAUCAAGAAAUGGUGGUCAGUGCAAGUGAUGACCACACAAUCCGAGUAUGGAAGUCACGACAUUUGUCUAAGUUGUAUAAGGAAGCAGAUCUGGAAGAGCAAAGUGGAGAGGUCAGCUCUCUCUAUGAAGACAUUUUACGAGAGACAGUUGAAACAGUUGUGUGAACAGGAUAUUUUCGCACUAAGAAACAUUCAAACCAUGACCUUGAUCCAAAAGCUUUUAUUUCUUCUGGCAACAUAUUAUCACAGGCUGGGGUAUCUUUUAGCCAUUGAUCUGCACCUUAAACAUGAGCAUUGGACACAUUCAGUGGCAGUGAAUGAACAAAGUGGCUGAGGAGGCUUUUAACAUUUUCUAAAUGACAUGGGAUACAAAGGGAAAACAUUUGUAAGACAACACAGAAAAAUGUAGGAGAUACUUCCUAGAGAUACUUCAAGAAACAGACAUUUUACCAAGAAGGGAAAUGCUUGCCAAGGUUCAUGAUGAACCAUCAGCUCUCUUCUUUGCAAAAUGUGAAAUAUUUCUUUUUUGUGGUUGGUUUCAAAUUUAAAAGGUUUUAUCUGCAGAAUACAAAUGAUGGCAAUGAGAAUGCACACCUGUAGGAUUCAAGUAAUAUUUGUAUUUGUAGGCCUGUUUGCAUUUUCAAAUGAAAAUAAACGGUAGGUAAAACAUUG
Molecule: messenger RNA, 2232 nt
Organism: Stylophora pistillata
Lineage: Eukaryota; Metazoa; Cnidaria; Anthozoa; Scleractinia; Pocilloporidae
Product: F-box/WD repeat-containing protein 5
Biological process (GO): protein ubiquitination
Cellular component (GO): SCF ubiquitin ligase complex; Cul4-RING E3 ubiquitin ligase complex
Molecular function (GO): protein binding
Source: RefSeq, a predicted model, not a curated record